Diversispora eburnea is the source of this 297-nucleotide messenger RNA. The record is from the annotation of a GenBank genome assembly. NCBI's taxonomy places the organism in Eukaryota, Fungi, Glomeromycota, Glomeromycetes, Diversisporales, Diversisporaceae.
AUGUGGAGUCUUAUUUUAGGUUUAUUACCUUUUUUGGAGGAGGAGGAUUUUAAAUCUUCCAAUUCCAAUAUUAUUUUUGAAAUUUACAAAGAGGAAGAUGAGCCUAUAUCCAAACAAAAUAUCCGCGAUGUGCUUGAGGAUGAUGAGAUACAAUCAAUUCACAAUAAUGAUUCUAGUUCCCGUGAACCAACGGAUGAAGAAUUUCCUCAAGAAACCGAAAAGGGAUUGGAUAUCAAUCCUAUUGAAAUUAAUCAAGAAAAUGCCGAGAAAAAAACUAUUUCGGAUGAUAUUAUCUAA